AUUUAAAAAAGUUUUUACUCCUAUUCCUAUCUAGACACGCGCGAGCUCUCCUGCUUGCUGGAGUUGCUGCGGUUCAUUUGAUUCCUCCGACUUGUCCGGCAGUCUCUACGACUUGAGUUAGACGACGAUGGAAACAAAUAGCCAGUAAGAUUAUCAGAUACCUUUGGGCUUUGUUUUCAAUUAAAAGCAUAAAUCUAUUUUUUUUCUGGGCCUGCGGACGGUUGUUGACUGGCAAAAAAGGCGACGGCUUGUCGCAAUAUCGCGCCUAGGCGACGCCUGGAGGACGCCUAUCGCUACUAUUCUUCUUCUGGCGAGGCGAGUGAAGACGGCGAGAACUCCCCACUGAAGUGAUUCAAGAUCUGCAUUUGCGACUAGCGGAUUUUUGAUAUCUAUUCCAGCAGAAAAAAAGUGAAUGGAGUGGGUGCUGAUCAUUGUUUUGUUGACUGUUAUUUGGGUUGGUUCUCUUUGCACAACACUUCAUGAAUUUGUGUCUGACUCCAAGUCUAUGUUUUUAGAUGAUGGUGGAUUUUUAAUGAAGAAAAAAAUCUUGUUGGUUAUCGCACAUCCUGAUGAUGAAUCUAUGUUCUUUACUCCAACCAUCAAUUACUUAAUGUCAAAAGGGCACGAUUUGCGAAUUUUAUGCAUAUCAACAGGCAAUGCUGAUGGCUUGGGAAAUACAAGAAAACAAGAGCUCUACUGGGCUGCCACAACCCUUAAUGUAUCGCCGCAACAAGUAAAGAUCUUGGAUCAUCCAGAUUUGGAGGAUGGUUUUGGCAAAAUCUGGAACACAGAUCUGUUGGCAAGACUUAUGAAAGAAGAAGUAGACAGCCAUUCUGUUGAUGUGGUUAGUAAAUUUAAAGGGGAAUUAGCCUUUAGAGCUUCAAACCAAUUCCAAGCAUAAAGUUGAUGGUAAUUAGUUUUGACAAAUAUGGCGUUUCUGGUCAUUGUAAUCAUUGUGAUUUGAAUCGAGGUGUGCGAAAACUAAUCCAGGACGUCUCAUACAAAAAUGUGGAAGCGUGGGAGCUUGUGAGCACUAAUAUAUUCCGCAAAUACAUUGGACCAGUGGAUGUUUGGUUUUCUCUCUUGUAUGUCAAGUUUCAUCGCAAUGAAAAUGUUCAUUUCUUGAUCAAUGAAAACCCUAGUAGAAGCUAUGCUGCAAUGGCCCAACACCUGAGCCAAUGGGUUUGGUUUCGUAAGCUGUUUGUAUCCUUCUCCAGCUAUACGUAUGGCAACUCUCUAAAGAAGAUUAACAUCUAAACAAUGCCUUCAAAAUGUCUUCCUUGUAUUGCAGAGACAUGAUCUUAAGCAGAUUGUUUGAAGCAUUGGAAUAUGUUGGCUGCUGCUGAUCGGAAGUCUGAAAUGCAGCAGCAGUGAUCAUUGCAAAAUUUCUGUUCGUUAGCUGCGUUUGCACCAUUGCAAGCUCUUCUUGUUGUGAUGCCACCUGCAAGCACCCAUAAACAGGUGGUGGUGGUGACUAACACUCCUACAAUAGUUUAAUACUUUAAUGAUUAGGCUCAACUUCUGUUGCUCUUUGUUUAUGCUUAAAAUUUCUACAAUCUGUGACUCUGUGAGUGCAAUGAUUUUAGAUUCAAACCCCGUCCCGAAUUUAAAAAUGUGAGUCUUUUCUGGCUUAGCCACUCCAAAAGAUCUGUUUUUAUUUGUCAUGUAUCGACACAGGUUUCUUUA
Molecule: messenger RNA, 1686 nt
Organism: Cuscuta europaea
Lineage: Eukaryota; Viridiplantae; Streptophyta; Magnoliopsida; Solanales; Convolvulaceae
Source: the annotation of a GenBank genome assembly